Molecule: messenger RNA, 3330 nt
Organism: Nanorana parkeri
Lineage: Eukaryota; Metazoa; Chordata; Amphibia; Anura; Dicroglossidae
Gene: PDE4B
Product: phosphodiesterase 4B
Exons: 16
Coding region: 39-2240 (733 amino acids)
Biological process (GO): signal transduction
Cellular component (GO): nucleus; cytosol; perinuclear region of cytoplasm
Molecular function (GO): 3',5'-cyclic-AMP phosphodiesterase activity; transmembrane transporter binding
Source: RefSeq, a predicted model, not a curated record
ACUGAUUGUGAUUAUAUGAGAGAGACCGAGGAGCUACAAUGAAGAAAAGUCAAAGUGUGAUGACUGUCACAGCAGAAGAGAGUGUACAGGAUUUGUCGGAGUGCUUCCUCAGCAAAUCCCACAGCUCGUACGGAUAUAAUAUCGGAAUAGAUCUGUGGAAAGGAAGGCGGUUUUGCUCCGGGACGCUGCAGUUGCCGCCGUUACAUCAGCGGCAGGUGCGCAGGGCGAAGACCCCGGAUUUUAUCCACCGACCAACAACCCUACCUCUGGUGGCACUUCCGAGGAUCGAUGUAACGCCGGUGGAGAGAGACUGCUUUGAUGUUGAAAAUGGCCCGAGUGUGGGACGCAGCCCCCUGGACCCCCAGGCCAGUCCCGGAUCUGGACUUGUGCUGCACACCAACUUCCCCAGCCACAACCAGAGACGGGAGUCCUUCCUGUACCGCUCGGACAGCGACUAUGACCUCUCACCAAAGACCAUGUCCAGGAACUCCUCGGCUGCAAGUGAGCAGCAUGGGGAUGACCUGAUUGUUACUCCGUUUGCCCAGGUACUGGCCAGUCUGCGGAGUGUACGGAAUAAUUUCACAUUACUAACUAACCUCCAAGGCGCACCAAACAAGCGAUCGCCGAUGACCAACCAUCCGCAGAUCAACCGCGUCAAUAUACAAGAGGACUCCUACCAAAAACUAGCCAUGGACACAUUGGAAGAGCUGGACUGGUGCCUGGAUCAGCUGGAGACCAUUCAGACCUACAGAUCGGUCGGCGAAAUGGCAUCCAACAAGUUCAAGAGGAUGCUGAAUCGGGAGCUGACCCACCUCUCGGAGAUGAGCAGAUCGGGCAACCAGGUGUCUGAAUACAUCUCCAGCACAUUCUUGGACAAGCAGAAUGAUGUGGAGAUCCCGUCCCCAACACAGAAAGACCGUGAGAAGAAGAAGAGGCAUCAGUUAAUGACGCAGAUUAGCGGAGUGAAGAAGUUGAUGCAUAGUUCCAGCCUCAACAACACGAGCAUGUCCCGAUUCGGAGUCAAGACGGAAAAUGAAGACUUGUUGUCUAAAGAAUUGGAGGAUCUGAACAAGUGGGGACUCAACAUCUUCAAGGUUGCAGGCUUUUCUUGCAAUAGACCACUUACCUGCAUCAUGUACGCUAUAUUCCAGGAGAGAGAUCUGCUGAAGACAUUUAAAAUUCCCACAGACACACUAAUCACCUACACGAUGACCUUAGAAGAUCACUACCACUCGGACGUGGCCUAUCAUAACAGCCUCCACGCCGCUGAUGUCGCACAGUCCACACAUGUGCUCCUUUCCACUCCAGCUCUGGAUGCUGUCUUUACCGACAUGGAAGUCCUUGCCGCAAUCUUUGCAGCCGCCAUUCAUGACGUAGACCAUCCGGGAGUCUCCAAUCAGUUCCUGAUCAAUACAAAUUCUGAACUUGCACUUAUGUAUAAUGACGAGUCUGUCUUGGAGAAUCACCACCUGGCUGUAGGCUUUAAGUUGCUGCAAGAGGAAAAUUGUGACAUCUUUCAGAACCUUACCAAGAAGCAGAGGCAAUCACUCAGGAAAAUGGUCAUCGACAUGGUGCUUGCCACAGACAUGUCCAAACACAUGAGCCUGUUGGCCGACCUGAAGACGAUGGUGGAAACCAAGAAGGUUACUAGUUCUGGUGUUCUUCUGUUGGACAACUACACCGACCGCAUACAGGUUCUCAGGAAUAUGGUGCACUGCGCAGAUUUAAGCAAUCCAACAAAAUCUCUGGAGCUCUACCGGCAGUGGACGGACAGAAUCAUGGAGGAGUUCUUCCAACAGGGAGACAAAGAGCGAGAACGGGGCAUGGAGAUCAGUCCAAUGUGUGACAAGCACACGGCUUCUGUGGAAAAAUCACAGGUUGGCUUCAUCGACUACAUUGUCCAUCCUUUAUGGGAAACAUGGGCAGACUUGGUCCAGCCUGAUGCUCAGGAUAUUUUAGAUACGUUGGAGGACAAUAGGAACUGGUACCAAAGCAUGAUACCUCAAAGCCCUUCUCCUCUUAUGGACGAGCAGGACAAUGACUGCCCUGGGGUCUCGGAAAAGUUCCAUUUCGAGCUGACUCUUGAAGAAGAAGAUUCAGAAAGCCACGACAAAGACAGGGACUGUAUCAGUUACUAUAGCAGUACGAAAACUCUUCAUAUGGUCGAUCCCGGGAUCGAGGACUCUCCAGAAGGCGAUGCAGAAAUACUGACAGACGACACAUCGCCUCUGGACACAUAGGUCACGUUUGGUUGGGAACGUUUGACCCAGGAGAACACAUGCGGGCUGUCUUUGUUGACAAGCAUGUCAUCUUGAUCUUAGGCCUUGGUUGAGAACGGCCAAGAUCUUUGCAGCUGCUCGUCAGUGGAGUCGUGGCUGAGGGUGCCGAAUUGAAAGAUUGCUCAGGAAACUACCAAGUAAUGUACGUUACUCUUCGGCAUUGUUUUUUUCAGGAGGAGGGGGGGAAAAAAAAGUGAGACGUGAACACAUGGACGUGUUUUUGAAAAGAGCAUGAUUGGUCCGAGAACUGUACAAAAACAAAAAAGACACAAAACUGAGAGAUUUUUUUUUUUAACGUGAAAUUUUGAAAAAAAUCCAAAAAAAAACCUAGUUAGAGGGUAGAAAUGAAUACUAUUAUUAUUCGGUAGGUCUAUGUCGAAAACCCUGUCCAACUGUCCGAGGACGUGUGUGCCUUUUUUGUAUGACUUCCAUUGUCUGAAAUGCCUAUUAAUUACACGAUAUUUAGUGUAAACCGAACAAGGAAAUAAUUAACUUGUAUAUUUUAAUUCUUUCUGGAAAGAAGCAGUCUUCCUUUAUUGUGGCAAUAUAUGUGACUUUAUCGCAAUUAUUCAGAAUCACAACAAAAAAAAAAAAGAGAGACCGUUUUCGUCUCUGGUCAUCGCCAUUCUCUUCAUGCACUUAAAGUCAUUUCACGUUUUUUGCUUGAUACAAAGAUAUGUGUUGAGAUUGUUGCUUUCUGUCGCAUAUCUUCCACACGAUCUAUUAAAGAGGUAAUCUUUUUAUUUUUUUGUUUUAUUUUUUUUCCCUAACGUGCAUCCACUACAUUUGACGAUCGGAAGGCGGUGUGUGUUGUAAUGUGUAUGACCACGUUCUGCAUGGUUUUUCUUUUCAAUACUUCCUCCUGUCAUCUAUAAGCGAAAACCAUUGUUUUUUUACCUUGCACUGCCUCAAGUCCUGACACGUACUUUUACUGUUUAUAACAGUGUAAUAUUAUUAUUAUUAUUAUGUAAAUAAUGUACUGUUUUCUAACUUAUUAAUUUAUAUAAAUUAACAUUGCCUGUCACUGGUGGUGUUGAUGGUUUAGAAGAAA